Messenger RNA from Papaver somniferum (opium poppy), 1052 nucleotides. Its product is annotated as coatomer subunit zeta-1-like. Gene Ontology annotation, cellular component: COPI vesicle coat. The transcript has 6 exons. The record is from RefSeq and is a predicted model, not a curated record. NCBI's taxonomy places the organism in Eukaryota, Viridiplantae, Streptophyta, Magnoliopsida, Ranunculales, Papaveraceae. Gene Ontology annotation, biological process: retrograde vesicle-mediated transport, Golgi to endoplasmic reticulum; intra-Golgi vesicle-mediated transport; intracellular protein transport. The coding region runs from base 181 to 714 and encodes 177 amino acids.
AAGUUCCAUUCCACUCCUUCUUUCUUUCUUCGAUCACAAGUAGAGAUCUUCUCUUCUUUUCACAUUUCACAGAUUUCUCAUUAAGUUCUGAUCUGGAUCUCUUUUAGGUUUCUUUUGGGAGAUAACUGCUCAUCUCGUCGAUUCUAAAGCUUCCUCAGUUGUAGAGAAACAAACUUUUUCAUGGAAACUCUUCCAUUGAUUAAAAACAUCCUUCUAUUGGAUUCGGAAGGGAAGCGAGUAGCUGUGAAGUACUAUUCAGAUGACUGGCCAACAAACAGUGCAAAGUUAGCCUUCGAAAAAGCUAUAUUUACAAAAACACAGAAGACGAAUGCUCGGACUGAAGCGGAGAUUGCGAUGUUUGAGAACCACAUUGUCGUUUAUAAGUUUAUUCAAGAUCUGCACUUUUUUGUUACUGGCGGUGACAAUGAGAAUGAGCUCAUAUUAGCCACUGUUCUUCAGGCAUUCUUUGAUGCAGUUGCGCUCCUUCUCAGGAACAAUUUGGAUAAAAUGACAGCACUCGAGAACUUGGAUCUUAUCCUUUUAUGCCUUGAUGAGAUUGUUGACGGAGGGAAUAUUCUUGACAACGAAGCCAGCAUUAUUGCAGCUAAAGUCGCAUCUAAUGGUGGUGACAAUGCGGCAUCUUUGUCUGAGCAGACCAUCUCUCAAGCACUAGCUACUGCCCGAGAACAUUUAACUAGAUCUCUCCUCAAGUGAUAAGUGCUGUUGGCAAGGAAUGAGAAAGGACAGAAAUAACAGAAGUGUUGAUCUUUUUUUCCCCUCUAUCUCAGCGGGUACAUGAACGCUUCUUAGUUUCCUAUAAAUAUGAUUGGUACUCUUUAACUCCUUAAAACUGUAAAAGACUAAUGUUUGCAGCAGAAUCAAAGGACUGGGAACUUAAAAGUAGGAAAUAUAGUGCCGUUCUCUUGCUUCUGCAUAUUAAAAUUUCAUAUUAACUCGUUCCAUCCAUGGCUAGGUUAAAAAAAACAUAGUACACUUUCUGCAACCUUUAUAAUGCAGUGCAUAAUCUUGAAUUUAAAAGCUUUUUUGAGGCA